CGCCGGUGGCGAGGCCCAGCUGUCGUGGACGUGCAUCAGCGUCUGUGGUGAGCGGAGGGAUUCUGGGUAGUAACAACCCCGAGCGGCAGGGGCGUCUAACUACGUGCCGCAGGUCUCACUCCCACCGAGGCAGUCGAGGGUGGCAGUUGUAGAGUCGGGGGUAGCCGGACAUGGAGCAGCCGUGGCCGCCGCCGGGACCUUGGAGUCUCCCCCGGGCGGAGAGUGAGGCUGAGGAAGAGAGCGACUUGGACGUGUCCCGCAGUUCCCCCCGUUGCCUUCAGCUGCCAGGCGGCGGCGCCCAGAUAUAUAGCCAUGGGAUUGAACUGGCUUGCCAAAAGCAGAAAGAGUUUGUGAAAAGCUCUGUGGCUUGCAAAUGGAAUCUCGCUGAAGCGCAGCAGAAACUUGGUAGCUUAGCACUGCAUAACUCUGAGUCCUUGGAUCAGGAACAUGCCAAAGCACAAACAGCAGUAUCAGAACUGAGGCAACGGGAAGAAGAAUGGCGACAGAAAGAAGAGGCUCUAGUACAAAGAGAGAGAAUGUGUCUGUGGAACAUGGAUGCCAUUGGCAAAGAUGUUUUUAAUAAGAGUUUUAUUAAUCAAGAUAAAAGAAAAGAAACAGAAGAUGAAGAUAAAUCAGAAUCAUUUAUGCAGAAAUAUGAGCAAAAAAUCAGACAUUUUGGUAUGUUGAGCCGAUGGGAUGAUAGUCAAAGAUUUUUGUCUGACCAUCCAUACCUUGUAUGUGAAGAAACUGCUAAAUAUCUUAUUUUAUGGUGUUUUCAUCUAGAAGCUGAACAGAAAGGGGCUCUGAUGGAACAAAUAGCACAUCAAGCUGUUGUAAUGCAGUUUAUUAUGGAAAUGGCCAAAAACUGUAAUGUGGAUCCAAGAGGGUGUUUUCGUUUAUUUUUCCAGAAAGCCAAAGCAGAAGAAGAAGGUUAUUUUGAAGCAUUCAAAAAUGAACUUGAAGCGUUCAAGUCAAGAGUAAGACUUUAUUCUCAGUCACAAAGUUCUCAUCCUAUGACAGAUGAGAAUCAUGUUCCCUAUUCUGGUGUUGGAGCUAUAGGUUUAUUAGAAUCCUUACCACAGUACCAUUUGUUGAAGAGACUAUUCUUUCCCCAUUGAGUGGAUUGGCAUCUUUGUCAAAGAUCACUUGGCCAAAGAAUCCAGAUUAUCUUCAGUAUUCUAUCAAUACAGCUCUCUGCAGUUUAAAUUCAGCGGUACAUAAAGAAGAUGAUGAACCCAAAAUGAUGGACACUGUAUAAUUUGGUUAAGACUGCUAAGGCCAAGUACUAUUUUGUUACAAGAAAGGAAGAACUUGGCUAUUUUCUUGACACUUUUAUGGGUGCUGCACUUUAUUUUUGUUUGGUUUUUGAUGGGAGGGAAAAAGAGUACUGAAACGUUUUGUAAAUUUUUUUUUUGUAAUGUGCUGCUAGGUUUUUAUGUGUUUUUUUAAUUUUCUUAAAGAGAAGAGUGGUACCAUAUGUUGCAAGAAGUCAAACUGGACUUUUUUUUUUUUUUUUUUUUUUUGCUACUAAAUUUGCCUUUAAUCUUAUUGUUCUCAAUUUUGGAAUCAAAGUAUGAAAAUCUGCACAAAUACAAUGUUUACAAGAACUGGCUGAUUCUAGGAGGCAUCUGCUACAGUCUCUUUUUAUAUGGAUGUGUACAUGUCCUACUCUAUAAAAACGAUUAAAGAUAAAAAUGUACUUGUAUCCUACUGCUAAUUUACCUGUGAAAUCUGGUGUUUCAUCCUAUAAAAGCAAUAAAUCACUAGUUGAUUAUCUACUAAGUUGGGUGGUACAAAUUAAAGUCUUUCCCCUUAAAAUACUAGUAUUACAUUUGUAUUUUCGGCACCAUCAGAUAACUCCUUGAUUAUAAUAUAAAUUUGACAUGAAGACAUUAAAUGUACUCUCAAAGUAUUCUCAAUGCUGUAUUCCUUAGAAGUUGAUUUUACUUUUACUCUGUUGGCCUUUUAACAUUAAGUAUUAUAGUGAUAUAAAAAGUGAUAGAGCUGUGAUUGAAAACCAAAUCUGCUAAUAUAGGGAAAAUACAGUUUUGUUUUGUUUUGUUUUGUUUAAAUAAGAUCAACUUCAAGCCCACUCUUAAUCUCUUUACUUGAUGUGGUCUGGCACCUCUCAGGGAGCAAUUUUUAAAAGAAUACUAAUGGCCUGUAAGAACAAACAGGAAGAAAAAUCUGAUUUUAAUAAUUAUGGUUAUUUAUUUCACUCUAAUAUAGCUCUUUUUUAAAUGGCAAGAGAAAUCUUAUCAUUCUAAAUGCCUCAAGCAGCCAACCACUUUUUUCUAAGAAUUUGGUGACCUUAUCGGUAAUGAUGGCUUUUAUUUGGCUUUCCUCCCUAUGGCUCAGUCACUGUAGAAUGCUUCUGAGCUUUACUCCUUCCUAUAUAAUUCACUUCAAAUAUGCCAGGAUAUUUGAUGAUUUGUUUUAUUUAGAAACACACAAAAAUAAAUGAGGAUUAAGAUUCUGACAUAUAGGGACAUGAACUCUGAAUUUGUACUGGGCAUAGUCCUUUGGCUCAGUAGCCAUUGAGACUAGUAGCAAACAUUUGGAAGAUGACUAACCAGGAUUGGGAAUACAUGUUUCAGUUUGAGAAAUCAAAUAAUGCUAAGGGCCUAUAUGGGGAUCAGACCUGUGACCUUGGUCUUAUUCACACCUUACUUUAACUAACUGAAGUAAGCAGACACUUAGUACCCAUAGAAAUGGACUGAAAUUAUUGAAUCAUACUUCAUCUGUAACAUCGCAAUCUUCCUGGCUUUCAGAAUAAAAGUAUUUCUGUGGUUUUGAUAUAAAUAUAUACUCUAAUAAUAAAACGUUUGACUAAUUUAUAUGGUAGUUAAUCAGCCUGUAAUUUAUUUUACCAAUGACCCAGCUGUAGAAAUGCCCUAAAUUUCCCCCUUUUUUCUCCCCUGUUCUGGAGCAAGCUCUUGGUUCUCCCUUCCUAUUAAGUAGAGAAAAUGGACACAGGAAUGAAAAAUCCCCAGUUUCUCAAAUUGCUGCUUAAAUCAUUGCUUUCCAUUUUUUCUACUUUUUCCCAUUACCUUCCUAAAAGCACCCAAAAUUGUUUUGGUUUUCAUUUUACCUUCAAAUUAGAGGUAUGAAUUACUAAAGACUGGCAGGAGAAAAAGUAUCAACAAAACGGGUAAACUAUUCCUGAAAAGGUGGUAUUCUUUAAAAUUUGACUAUAUAUAUAUAUAUAUAUAUAUAUAUAUAUAUAGUCAA
Messenger RNA from Choloepus didactylus (southern two-toed sloth), 3231 nucleotides. It is a transcript of the gene CDC37L1, whose product is annotated as cell division cycle 37 like 1. Gene Ontology annotation, molecular function: protein-folding chaperone binding; heat shock protein binding. Gene Ontology annotation, biological process: protein stabilization; protein folding. NCBI's taxonomy places the organism in Eukaryota, Metazoa, Chordata, Mammalia, Pilosa, Megalonychidae. Bases 171 to 1118 code for a protein of 315 amino acids. The record is from RefSeq and is a predicted model, not a curated record. Gene Ontology annotation, cellular component: cytoplasm. The transcript is spliced from 8 exons.